GCAUUCCAGGAGUUCCCCAACCCUCCCCCAGUUGGGCCUACGGACGGUGUCAGCUGGUGUUAGUGACUCGUGUCCUUGUCGGUGUUGCGCAAACUACCUGUGGGGCGAAAAGGCAGUCCGUCCUGGUCAGGACAGAGAUGUUCAGUUUAAAUGUUUGAGAAGGAAAGCAAAAUUGAGAUACACAUAGUGGAAUUGCAUUUGGAAGAAGUUGAUUCUUAUUUUUAAACACCAUUUGGAGAGACUCCUGAAUACGAAGUACAAUCAUCCAGGAAGCUACAACUUUAUAAACACAUAGGAUUGCCAUAUUUUCUUCAGGAUGGACAUUGCAACGGAUUGCAAACAGAAUCUUUCAAAUGAGAUCUAUCGACUUGAAACGUUCGUAAACUUUCCAUCUGAUGUUCCAGUGUGUGAAACAACAUUGGCCAGAGCAGGCUUCUUCUAUACUGGUUACAAAGACCAGGUUAAAUGUUUCAGCUGUGGUGGCACAAUAGAAAACUGGCAACAUGGUGAUUCUGCCGUGAGAAAGCACAGGCAACUUUUCCCAACUUGUCCUUUUAUUAAUGGUUUAAGGGUAAAUGAACAAGUGUCAAACUCUAGUUUUCCAGUUGUGUCUCGUGCUGAGUUUGCAGCUACUGAAAGUCAAUGGUCUACGAUAAAUGGGCCUUCCAGACUUAAUAGUAAUCAUGAACUUUCCCGUGAUCCUGUGAGAAGUGGAAGCAUUGAAGACAUGUCCCAUCUACGACCCAGAAAUCCUGCCAUGUGCAGUGAAGCUGCCAGACUCAAAACCUUCACUAAUUGGCCUAGUUAUGGCAUCGUAACCCCAAGAGAGUUGGCUAAAGCAGGGCUAUACUACAUUGGCAAAGAUGAUCAAGUUCAAUGCUUCUGUUGCGGUGGAUUUUUGAAAAACUGGGAACCUGGAGAUCGAACAAUGUCUGAGCAUAAAAGGCAUUUUCCCAUGUGCUCUUUUGUUUCUGGCCUUUCAGUUGGAAAUGUACCAAUUGAUUCAAAUUGUGGCACAGGAGAUGUUAACCAGCACUUAAAUGAUGAACCAAAAGCUAGCUUUUUUCAUCUCCCCAAACACCCAGAAAAACAGUCUUUCAAUUCUCGGCUUCAAACUUUCAAACACGGAAUGUAUUUUCCACUUGAUGUUGAAGACCUUGCUGGAGCUGGAUUUUACAGCACAGGUGAUGGAGACAACGUGAAGUGUUUUCACUGUGAUGGAGGCCUACGAAAUUGGGAACCUGGUGAUAAAGCCUGGGAGCAGCAUGCAAAAUGGUUUCCUGGGUGUGCUUUCCUGAUUCAACAGAGAGGCCACGACUUCGUUAAUGAUGUCCAGUUGAAGAAAUUGCAUUUGAAUUCCACAAAUCAAGCACUGCCACAAGAUGGUCAAUCUGCUCUUCGUUCUGAAUCUGAUUUGUCCGAUUUUGCAUUAGCUUUUUCAGAAAGCUCAUUAAUGCAGAGUCCUGCAGUUUUGGGUGCUCUUGAGAUGGGAUUUGACAAGGUGAUGAUAAUGCAACUGGUGAAAAAGAAACUUGAAUCGACAUGCGAAACGUACAACUCUGUGGAAGCCUUGGUUGGAGAUCUUCUGGCACUAGAGGGAAAAACUCAGGAUCAGAAACAUGAGGAACAAAAAGAAGUUACAAAUGUGGAGGAGCAACUGAAAAAACUGAAGGAAGAAAAGUCCUGUAAAAUUUGCUGGGAUCGAGAUGUUUGCAUUGCCUUUCUGCCCUGUGGCCAUAUAGCCACAUGUAAAGAAUGUUCUUCUGUAAAGAUGUGCCCAAUUUGUUGUUCCAAAAUUCUGGAGCGCGUUAGAAUAUACAUGGCUUAAUAAGUGGGAAAGUAACUUGAAUGAGCAAUUAUUGCUAAUUCUGAAAAUGAAUAUUUUUCUUAAUUAAAUGAAGGUGACUUUGACAUUCCCUGUUCAAUGAAUUUUAUGCGAUGAUAAAUGCAAAUCACUGUACAUAAUAUAGAUUUAAUUGUAUUCCACUUAACUGUUAACUUAAUUACACUUAACUAUCCAAGCAACAUGAACAAAUUAAAAUGAAUUUAAAUAUUGGAAAGGCCAUGACAUUUUCAUGAAACAAGUUAAUGAGAUUUUCAGAAUCUUCAGAAAAUGGAAUGUUUUGUAAGGACCUCUGAUCUUGGAGAUUUGCUUAAAGAUUCAACCAUUUAUUUUCAACAUGAUGUAAGUUAACAUUUGGAUACUGAAGACAAAGAAUUGCUUUAAAUUAAAUGUUACUUACUGUAGAGAACCUUACAAAAUAUUCAGGUGUAGUCAAGUUUCAGUCCUUAGGUGUGUAUACAGUCAUCCAGCAACUAUAUCAUGGAACAAAGAUGGAGUGGUGGAAUUGUCAUGUCGUGGCUUUGUGAAGUUGGAUCCACAACUGCACAUAUUUUGAUUGAUGUUUCCAAAUGCUCUCAUUUGCACAAGUAAGUUAUACAAAUGGACAGUGGAAGAACUAGGAAUUUUCAAUUCUGUCUCCAGAUAAUGAUUAUAAGGAAAAAGUUGUUCAGUAUUUGGGUUAAGGAUGAAUUAAUGUUGAGUGAACUAAAAGUACAUGAAGUUUUCAAACUCAGCACUGUAGCUUUCAUCUGUCCGUGGACAUUAGGAACAGUUAUCCUAUGGCAAAGCCGACCCAAUAUCAGAAUGAGCAUUCUACUCAUAAUGGUUGGUCUGUUCUUUGCGGGUUUGCAGUGGAAUAAUUUUAAAUGCUACAGAUUGUAUGAGAUUGCCAUUAAUAUUUACAAUGUAAGAAUGUCAAGAGGACUUCAAGUUGAAUGUUCAUUUUAUUUGGGAUAGGGUGUAGAAAUCAAAUUCUAAUUCACUUUUGACUGGGAUCAACCUGCAGAUGAACCAUAUUUUGGAUCAUGUAUACUUGUUUUUUUUUGAAUUUUAAGUAAUGUACUUGUGUUGGACCAAAGGAAUAAAAUAUACUCAAUUAAAUAUUUUUAAGAUUUAUAUUAAUUUGUAUCUUUUUGGAGUUGCUCUUAUGUUCUGAUUUGGCACUUUUUGAAAAAUGUUUUUAAAUUAUAGUUGAGAGAGUGAAAAGAGUUUUGUAAUAAAAGUUCAUUACCG
Messenger RNA from Pristis pectinata (smalltooth sawfish), 3076 nucleotides. RefSeq names its product E3 ubiquitin-protein ligase XIAP-like. Gene Ontology annotation, biological process: positive regulation of protein ubiquitination; negative regulation of apoptotic process; regulation of cell cycle. The record is from RefSeq and is a predicted model, not a curated record. Gene Ontology annotation, molecular function: cysteine-type endopeptidase inhibitor activity involved in apoptotic process; ubiquitin protein ligase activity. The coding region runs from base 317 to 1828 and encodes 503 amino acids. Gene Ontology annotation, cellular component: nucleus; cytoplasm. Lineage: Eukaryota; Metazoa; Chordata; Chondrichthyes; Rhinopristiformes; Pristidae. The transcript is spliced from 7 exons.